CUCUCACUCUCAAACAAAAAAAAUAAAAAAGAAAAAAAAAACACUCUCUUCUCUCUCUAGUUUUUUUUUUUUUUUCUUCUCUGCAAUGUAGGUCGCGGAAGAUGGCAAACUACCACCGCAACAACGUGGAAAGCCUUGUUCUGGGGCACCGUCCGAAGUCCGGCGGCGACGGCGGGCACUUCCGGCUAUGGAACUCCCUCUCGGCGGCCUCAUUCCGGCGGCUCAUCUUCGACGCCGUGAGCUGCGGCGCCAGCUCGCGCUACGCGGAGAGAUCGACCGUGGACGAGGAGGAGCAGCAGCGUAAGACGAAGGCGAGUGUGCGGUCGGAGAAGCUCUCCGAUCUGCUGAACAUUGCGGAGGUGGAGGCGGACGCGGAGACGAAGAAGAAGGAGGAGAGGCUGGAGGAGCUGAAGCAGCUCGUGAAGGAGCUUCAACGCGAAGGAGAAGAAGAAGAAGAAGAAGAAGAAGAAGAAGAAGAAAGAGAGGGUUUGGUGAAAGUGAAACGAAGAGAAGGUGCUGCGGCGAGAGUGAGGCUUCUGGCGAAGGAGGAUUUGGAAGUGAGGGGAACGCUCGCCAUGCUCGGUGCUAUUCCUCCGCUUGUGGCAAUGCUUGAUUCUCGACACGACGUUGCUGCGCUCGUCGCUUCGCUCUACGCGCUGCUCAACCUCGGAAUCGGAAACGACGCGAAUAAAGCAGCUAUUGUUAAAGUUGGGUCUGUUGAGAAGAUGCUGAAGUUGAUUGAAUCUCCGGAUGGUCUAGAUUCUUCGGUUUCUGAAGCAAUUGUUGCGAAUUUCCUUGGAUUGAGUGCUUUGGAUGCGAAUAAGCCCAUAAUUGGGUCUUCGGUUGCAAUUUCUUUCUUAGUUAGAACCCUUAAGGAUUUAGAUAACAACACUAGUCCCCAAGCCAAGCAAGAUGCUAUGCGAGCACUGUACAAUCUUUCAAUCUUCCCAGCCAAUGUUGCGUUCAUUUUGGAAACCGAUUUGGUUGUGUUUCUGGUGAACUCAAUAGGGGACAUGGAGGUAACGGAAAGAACCCUUGCAAUCCUCAGCAAUGUGGUGUCAACCCGAGAGGGCAGAAAGGCAAUCAGUGCAGUGCCGGAUUCGAUCCCAAUUCUAGUGGAUGUGUUGAAUUGGACUGAUUCACCAGAGUGCCAGGAGAAGGCAUCGUACAUUUUGAUGGUUAUGGCACACAAGUCAUAUGGGGACAAGCAGGCCAUGGUUGAGGCAGGGAUUGGGUCAUCACUGCUUGAGUUGUCCCUUUUGGGUACCACAUUGGCUCAGAAAAGGGCAUCAAGGAUAUUGGAAAUUUUGAGGGUGGACAAGGGAAAGCAGGUUUCUGGGAACUAUGGCUUGGGUGCAGCUGUCUCUGCCCCUAUUUGUGGCUCUUCUUCGGCGUGUCAGAAGCCGGAUGGAGGAGGAAAAGAAUGUUACGAGGAAGAGGAAGAUAUGAUGAGUGAGGAGAAGAAAGCAGUGAAGCAAUUAGUCCAGCAGAGUUUGCAAAACAACAUGAGAAAAAUUGUAAAGAGAGCCAACUUGCCUCAAGACAUUGUGCCAUCAGAUCAUUUUAAGACGCUCACUUCAAGUUCGACUUCGAAGAGCCUGCCAUUUUGAAGAGUUGCAGCUGGGGAGAGAGUCAAGAUUGAAGAGAAUUAACCAUGAAUCGCAGAUCCAAAUGGCAUGGAAGGAUUACUAGUUAGAUCUGGUUGGGAUGGAGAGCUGAGCUGUUCGUUGCAAAUAAGUAUCAAGGGCCAUUUUGUUCCCAUUAUGUAAAUUUUAUACAUGAUGUCCCUUGUGGGGUACAGUUAUUUGUAAUGUUAUCUUCUCCUGGUGGCUUUAAUUUUGUUGACUUUUAGUGUAAAUAUUUUAAUGUCAGUGUAGUUUUGGUUUUAAAUAUUAAUUGGGUCGUGCUUC
Molecule: messenger RNA, 1910 nt
Organism: Cajanus cajan (pigeon pea)
Lineage: Eukaryota; Viridiplantae; Streptophyta; Magnoliopsida; Fabales; Fabaceae
Product: U-box domain-containing protein 45
Molecular function (GO): protein binding
Source: RefSeq, a predicted model, not a curated record